AUGUACCAGGACCAUUUCCAAUACCCAUAUUUGGUAAUUUUCUACAUAUUAUCAUGCUCAAUAAUCGUAAAUGUGUUGAAAAUUGGUGCAAAGCGUACGGAAAAAUUGUCGGGACACACCGAUUCGGAACACCCGAACUGUUGAUCACAGAGCCGACGCUUAUCCGUCAGAUUUUGGUCAAAGACCAGGCAUUCAGCGGUGUUCGCGAUUCCCGUCUAUUCGAUCACAUCUGCUUUCGCGAAGUCCGGACCAGUAUUACCGAUACAUCGGUCAAGACAUGGAUCUAUUUGUUGCCGCAACUGUUCAAGUCGUUAAACAUAGCGGUUGUUGCCGACCAACUGGACAAUGUUUGCCACAAAUUUGUCGGCAAAUUGAGUGCACAGUUAGCCAAAACUGGCGGUUGCGAUGCUGUCGAGUUGAACCGAUCAAUGAGCCGAUUGGCCAGCGAGAUAUUGGUCAGGUGCUCGUUUGGCGCCGAUCUCGACAAGUUGGCCAUCGAUUGCGACCGGUUUCGAGCAAACACACCGCAAAUCGGUGCCAACAGAGCUAUAUUAUUGACAUCGCUAUUGUUUCCCGUAUUAGAUCCCGUACUGAUAGCUUGUGUUAAACUGUUUCGCCAGCAAAAGGGCCAGUAUUUUGUGGACACUAUACGGCGUUUGAUUGACGAAAGACGGUCGUGUAGACAACAUUAUCCGGACCGACAACACAACGAUUUUCUACAAUAUUUUAUGGAUUAUACCGACAACAAUAGGCCAGACAUUCAACAAUUGACGGACAAUCAGAUUAUUAACCAGUUUUAUGUCAUGUAUUUUGCAUCGUAUGAGGCGCUGACACUCAAACUGAUGAUGUGUUGCCACGAGUUGGCCACCAAUCGUGAUAUACAGGACAGACUGUACAAAGAGAUAAGCGCUGCGACAAUGACAACAAAAACAACAACACCUACUACUAUUGAUAAUGGACAGCACCGGCCUAUAAGUUACGAUACGUUCAACAAAAAGAUGCCGUUUCUGAACGCUGUAAUCUCGGAAACAUUGCGCAAACACAGCGAUAUUAUUAUCAGCCGUAARACAGUCAGCGAUACCAAGUUAUUGUCGGCCAAUGGCACCGAUAUCAGUGUGCCGGCCGGUAUGUGYGCCGAAAUUGGACUCCAUGCUCUGCAUCACGAUCCGGACAACUUUGCCGAACCGCAUCGCUUCAAUCCGGACCGAUUUAUGCCGUCCUCUACUACUACUACUACUACUACUACUACUACUACUACUACUACUACUACUACUACUACUACUACUACUGCCAUUAAGCCGUAUACAUAUCUACCGUUUGGUCGCGGCAAUAGACAGUGUGCGGCACCGGUAUUCGGCAAAUUAGCCCUCAAAAUAGCCAUGUUUUAUAUUGUUCAGGCAUUUGAAUUGUCCAGACAUCGGUUGACUCCCUGUCCGCCUAACUAUCUCCGAGUACCUGAACUGGCGCUACCCGACGAUAUUACUAUUAGUUUUAAAGUUAGAAAUUAA
Oppia nitens is the source of this 1508-nucleotide messenger RNA. Its product is annotated as probable cytochrome P450 6a13. The transcript is spliced from 2 exons. Bases 54 to 1508 code for a protein of 484 amino acids. The record is from RefSeq and is a predicted model, not a curated record. Lineage: Eukaryota; Metazoa; Arthropoda; Arachnida; Sarcoptiformes; Oppiidae. Gene Ontology annotation, molecular function: oxidoreductase activity, acting on paired donors, with incorporation or reduction of molecular oxygen; heme binding; iron ion binding.